CCGCCGCGCUCUCCUCUCCCCGCUCGCGGGGCACCUGCUGGCGGCAGGUGGGGGACUGGAACCAGGCGGGCUCGCGGGAGGGGUCAGCGUCCAGCUCCACCUGGCGCCCAAGCUCGCGGGGACGCCUAGGGCAGAGCGCGCCCCGUCGUUCUGGCGGCCUCCAAGUUUAUCCCUAAAUCCUGAUCAGUGUGGGGUGCCCCGCACCAGUAGCCUUCGUCCGGGGAGUCGGAGGCACGGGCGGCGGAGUCGGCACCACUGCCAGAGGCGCCAGCUCUGCUGCUUCCCUCCCUUCGUCUCGCCAUCGCCAAGAAUGGGUAGCACCGUGGCGCCCGGCUUCGGCCAUGGAGGAACGAGCCCCGAUUCCCCCUGUCUGCGCGCUCGGAUCCCUCUUCCCCGGGCACCCCUCAUCCUUUCGGCCCCCUUGGCCAUGAACCAGCCCGCCCCUGCCGCCCUCCCUCCGCCCCGCCGCGUGCGGCUCAAGCCCUGGCUGGUGGCCCAGGUGAACAGCUGCCAGUACCCAGGGCUUCAGUGGGUCAAUGGGGAGAGGAAAUUCUUCUACAUCCCCUGGCGCCAUGCCACGCGACACGGCCCCAGCCAGGACGGAGAUAACACCAUCUUCAAGGCCUGGGCCAAGGAGACAGGGAAGUACACCGAGGGGGUGGACGAGGCCGAUCCAGCCAAGUGGAAGGCCAAUCUGCGCUGUGCCCUCAACAAGAGCCGGGACUUUCGCCUCAUCUAUGACGGGCCCCGGGACAUGCCGCCUCAGCCCUACAAGAUCUACGAGGUCUGCUCCAAUGGCCCCGCUCCCGCAGAGUCGCAGCCCAGUGAGGAUUACUGUCUCGGGCCAGGAGAGGAGGAAGAGGAGGAGGAAGAAGAGCUCCAGAGGAUGUUACCAAGCCUGAGCCUCACAGAAGCAGUGCAGCCCGGCCCCCACAUGGCACCCUAUUCUUUACCCAAAGAGGAUGUCAAGUGGCCACCUACUCUCCAGCCUCCUGUGGUGCUGGGGCCCCCUGCUCCAGACCCCAGCCUCCUGGGCCCUGCCCCUGGCAACCCUCCUGACUUUGGGGAGCUGCUCUCUGAGGUCCUGCCAAACCCGCAGCCUGGGCCCCUGGCUGCCAGUCUGCCCCCUGCAAGCGAGCAACUCCUGCCCGACCUGCUGAUCAGCCCCCACAUGCUGCCUUUGACUGACCUGGAGAUCAAGUUCCAGUACCGUGGGCGGCCACCCCGGGCCCUCACCAUCAGCAACCCCCAUGGCUGCCGGCUCUUCUACAGCCAGCUGGAGGCCACCCAGGAGCAGGUGGAGCUCUUCGGCCCCGUGAGCCUGGAGCAAGUGCGCUUCCCUAGCCCUGAGGACAUCCCCAGCGACAAGCAGCGCUUUUACACCAACCAGCUGCUGGAUGUCUUGGACCGUGGGCUCAUCCUCCAGCUACAAGGCCAGGAUCUGUAUGCCAUCCGCUUGUGCCAGUGCAAGGUGUUCUGGAGCGGGCCCUGCGCCUCAGCCCAUGGCUCGCACCCCAAUCCCAUCCAGCGGGAGGUCAAGACCAAGCUCUUCAGCCUGGAGCAUUUUCUCAACGAGCUCAUCCUGUUCCAGAAGGGCCAGACCAACACCCCACCACCGUUUGAGAUCUUCUUCUGCUUUGGGGAGGAGUGGCCUGACUGCAAACCCCGAGAGAAGAAGCUCAUCACUGUACAGGUAUACCCCAUCUCCCACCCCUCAACUCUGCUUUGGUUUGACUCUUGGGCGGAGUGGAGCAGGGCUCUGUGGGUAGAGUGGAUGCAGCCCACCUGCCCCCUGGUGGAUACCCUCGUGCACAACUGGAUUCAACAGUCCUGCCAGGGCUCUCCCUGUCCCGUCUCCUCUGCCCCCCAGGUGGUGCCCGUUGCAGCUCGACUGCUUCUGGAGAUGUUCUCAGGGGAGCUUUCUUGGUCAGCUGAUAGUAUCCGGCUACAGAUCUCAAACCCAGACCUCAAAGACCGCAUGGUCGAACAGUUCAAGGAGCUCCAUCACAUCUGGCAGUCCCAGCAGCAGAUGCAACCCAUGGCCCAAGCCCCUCCUGUGCCAGGCCUCAGCGCUGGCCAGGGGCCCUGGCCCAUGCAUCCAGCCAGCAUGCAGUAACGAGGCUGUAGACUGGCCCAGGCUUCCCGGGUGGCUGUGCAGACUGAGGAGGAGGUGCGACAGCCCCCACGGGCACCUGAUGGGCAGCAGGGUCCAAUCUCUGGGUCUCCUGAAAGUGGAUUUGGGCCAUGAAGAGGGAAAGUGGCCCGAGUUCGUUUCUCCUCAGAAGCUGGGAGAAGCGUUUUGCUUUGAGGGCUCUGUCUUCCUGGCUGUGCUGGGCUGGCUGUGGCAGAACUCAGCCAUUAGCACCAGUGAGGAGGGAAGAAACUCACCCAGGAACUCUGGGGGGCCUAGCCAUACAGAGGGAGCUGCCCCAGAGUGGCCCAUUCUUGUGGCUGCCCCCAUUUCUUCUGGCAAAAAGAACCAAGUGCUCUGGAUCAGGUCUCCCUGGCAGGUCCUUUGCAGGGCACAGGCCUGACUUUGGGGUUCCCUAGUUUAAGCCUUGCUUCAUCUUUCUCCCUCCAGAGAUAGAUAUGAGCACUUAGGUAUUAUACCAAGUACUUAAGGCUAGCAGCUACCUCCUUGAGAGUCCAAGAACCUGGGGCAGAAAGUGGAAUUUUAUGUAUUUUUUGGAUUAAUAAAUGUUAAAAACAGA
This is a messenger RNA of Phacochoerus africanus (Common warthog), 2711 nucleotides long. RefSeq names its product interferon regulatory factor 5 (gene IRF5). The coding region runs from base 311 to 2116 and encodes 601 amino acids. Gene Ontology annotation, biological process: regulation of transcription by RNA polymerase II; immune system process. The transcript is spliced from 8 exons. The record is from RefSeq and is a predicted model, not a curated record. Lineage: Eukaryota; Metazoa; Chordata; Mammalia; Artiodactyla; Suidae. Gene Ontology annotation, cellular component: nucleus. Gene Ontology annotation, molecular function: protein binding; RNA polymerase II cis-regulatory region sequence-specific DNA binding; DNA-binding transcription factor activity, RNA polymerase II-specific.